GCGCCGCCCGGCACCCGCCGCAACAUGGCGGCCGCGCGCUGUCUUGGGUGGCCGCUGUCACCUCUAUUGAGAUUGUGGCAGGUCCCGGGAUUGCCUCAAAAUUCAGCCGCGGGCUUGUGCCCUGGGGUGAGGACUUACUCCCGCACCGCCCUCUAUGAGCUGCUGGGAGUCCCCUCCACGGCCACACAGGCACAGAUCAAAGCGGCGUACUACCGGCAGAGCUUCCUCUACCAUCCUGAUCGCAAUCCUGGGAGCACCGAGGCCGCCGAACGCUUCACACGCAUCUCCGAAGCUUAUCUGGUCCUGGGCAGCUCCAUCCUCCGUCGCAAGUAUGACCGAGGUUUGCUCAGCGACCAGGACCUGCGGGGACCCGGUGUCAAGCCCUCUAGGAAGCCCGUGGCGGAUCCCACUCCUCCCCGCCCCCGUCCCUAUACCCCUCGUACUCACGAUGGCUUUCGGUCCUCUCCCGGUGACGGCCGCACUAUGUUCGACUUUGACGCCUUCUACCAGGCGCACUACGGAGAACAGCUAGCGAGAGAGCGGCGUCUGCGCGCUCGGAAGGAAGCCCUUCGCAAAAAGCAAGAGGGCAGAACCAACAAGGGUCUCCGCUGGGACGAUACCCGAGAUGCCACUUUCUUUGUCGUCCUUUUCCUUAUCUUCGUCUACGUCGGCUUUCGUAUUUAAUCGGAGAAAAGGAGGGAAGGGAAAUCAGCCCAAGAAACGUGCCUUUCUUGACCCUUGAACUUACUGGUCUUGGAUUGAAUUGGCUACCUCUAGUGGCAUUCUCCUGACCCUCCUAGCACCCUCCAGCCUGUCCGGUGAUCAGCACACCCGUCUCCUAUGGUCCAGAAAAAGGGGCCUCUUCAGUGGCCAAGAAAGAGGCCCCAGGAUAAAGAUUGCCGAAAACCAGAAAUUGAAGUGCUUUCCAGAGUCCCCUGGAUGCCUGCUUGUUUCUAGAAGUUGCCUUCCAGGUGUCAAUCCCCGUAACUUGCUCUGGUUUUAUCCAGUGAGCAAGAUUUGCCCUGUCCCCUGCCACAUGUUUGUACCAUGGUGCCAAGCUUCCACUGUAACCUUUGAACCGUUCAAUACCACUGGUUGAUUGUCUGAUGCCAAAAAGAUUUAAUUCUUAUGGGCCCUGCAUGAAAUUUAUUUUUCUGUGUUAACGGAAGAGACAUGUAGCUCGGUGAGAGAAUGCUCGAAUGCAACAGCACUGCAUUUAGUCCCAGGCUUUGCUGUCUUCUUGCGUCCCCGCUUCUCCACCAUGAAAAAAAUUGGUGAAAGGUUGCCAUUUUUCCUCAGAUCUGUUCCACACCACCUAACAUCGUUCAGGAUGGAGAGAACAAA
Messenger RNA from Acomys russatus (golden spiny mouse), 1344 nucleotides. It is a transcript of the gene Dnajc30, whose product is annotated as DnaJ heat shock protein family (Hsp40) member C30. Lineage: Eukaryota; Metazoa; Chordata; Mammalia; Rodentia; Muridae. Bases 25 to 684 code for a protein of 219 amino acids. The transcript has a single exon. The record is from RefSeq and is a predicted model, not a curated record.